This is a messenger RNA of Manihot esculenta (cassava), 1706 nucleotides long. Its product is annotated as beta-glucosidase 12-like. Bases 62 to 1579 code for a protein of 505 amino acids. NCBI's taxonomy places the organism in Eukaryota, Viridiplantae, Streptophyta, Magnoliopsida, Malpighiales, Euphorbiaceae. The transcript has 13 exons. The record is from RefSeq and is a predicted model, not a curated record. Gene Ontology annotation, molecular function: beta-glucosidase activity. Gene Ontology annotation, biological process: carbohydrate metabolic process.
UAUUAGUUGAUGGGUCUUGAAUGUUGAAGAAUAUAUUGAAGGAAAGCAUUAGCUUGCCGUAAUGGCAAAUGAAGGUUCCUCAGGGAUAGGGCUGUUGCUUCUGUGCAACCUGUUGGCUCUUACAGGGCUCGUUUCAGCUUCUUUUAAUCGCAGCAGUUUUCCACCUGGCUUUCUUUUUGGAACAUCUGCUGCUUCUUACCAAUACGAAGGUGCAGCAAGUGAAGAUGGAAAGGGACCAAGUAUUUGGGACUUCUUUACUCACGAAUAUCCAGAAAGGAUUGCAGGCCGUGCUAAUGCAGAUGUAGCUAUUGAUUUUUAUCAUCGUUAUCAGGAAGAUGUUGAGAUUAUGAAGAAUAUGAGUUUAGAUGCUUUCAGAUUCUCUAUCUCCUGGUCUAGAGUGUUACCUCGUGGAAAACUAAGUGGAGGAGUAAACAAGAAGGGAAUUGAAUUCUAUAAUGAUCUCAUCAAUAAGCUUCUUUCAGAAGGUAUACAGCCUUUUGUGACUUUGUUUCAUUGGGAUCUACCUCAAGCUCUUGAAGAAGAAUAUGGUGGAUUUUUAAGCUCUCACAUUGUAGAUGAUUUCAAGGACUAUGCAGAGCUUUGUUUCAGAGAAUUUGGGGAUAGAGUGAAACACUGGAUCACAUUAAAUGAGCCCUGGAGUUAUAGCACCACUGGCUAUAACACAGGCCAAUUUGCACCAGGAAGGUGCUCCAAGUUCAUGAAUCCAGCAUGCCAAGCUGGAGACUCUGCAACUGAGCCUUAUUUGGUUGCUCACAACAUGUUACUUUCUCAUGCAGCUGCUGUAAAACUUUACAAGCGAAAAUACCAAGGAUCUCAGAAAGGAAAGAUUGGGAUAACACUGAUUUCUCAUUGGAUGGUGCCAUUCUCCAACUCUAAGCUUGACAAAGAGGCAGCUAGUAGAGCCCUUGAUUUUAUGUAUGGAUGGUACAUGGACCCAUUAACCUGUGGUGAAUACCCACAAGCGAUGCUUAACCUUGUUGGAAACAGAUUGCCUAAAUUGACCAAAGAUCAAUCUGAAAUGGUGAAAGGAUCCUUUGAUUUUAUUGGAUUAAAUUAUUACAGUGCAUUUUAUGCAGCUGCUUUACCUGCUAAUUCUAAUCCAAUUAAUAUUAGCUACUCCACAGAUUCCUUCACUAAUUUAACAUCCGAGCGAAAUGGAAUUCCUAUUGGUCCAUCAGAUGGUUCGAUUUGGAUUCAUUCAUAUCCAAAAGGCCUUGGAAAUAUUGUCAAAUAUACAAAGGAACGGUACAAUAAUCCAAUAAUUUAUAUUACUGAAAAUGGAAUUGAUCAGUUUGAUGACGGUACCUUAACACUUGAAGAACUUCGAAAUGAUACAUACAGAAUAGACUAUUACAAGCAUCAUCUUGUGUAUCUAAAUAAAGCCAUUCAGGAGGGUGUUAAUAUUAAAGGUUACUUUGCAUGGUCAUUGUUGGAUAACUUUGAAUGGGCUGCUGGUUUCACUAUGAGGUAUGGAAUUAAUUUGGUGGAUUACAAAAAUGGGUUGAAAAGAUCCCCCAAGGACUCAGCUAUUUGGUUCACCAACUUCCUCCAGAGAUAAGACCAAUUAUGCAGAGCAGAUUCCAUUUUUGGCUCAGAAAAAAAACAAUUAUAUAUGUUGAUGUUGUUUUUCUAUCCCAUAUGUUUUAUUAAUUAAUUUCUCAAAAAUAACACCUCCGAUCUCUGUU